AUGCAAAAUAAUCAAUUGAAUGCAGUUAAAAUAGUGAAAAUAGUAGUGCCAGAUAUAAUACAGUACGGUGUGCAAGACACUGUGAUUCUGGACUGUGACUAUACUUACGGUAACAACACAUCGGGACUGGUAGUGAAGUGGUUUUUCAGAAACAAAGCUAGACCUGUCUACCAAUGGAUCGUGUCGCAAAAGCCACAGGAUAUGGGGAUAUUGAGAGGUCGUGUUGACUUAGCCUACAGAGCAUCAAGCGAACCAUUAAAAAUGCACAGAGCACUCCGCAUAGUGAAGCCCAACACCGACAUCUCUGGUGAUUACACGUGUGUCGUUUCAACAUUCAUGGAAGAGGAUUCAAGAACUAAUCAAAUGAUUGUUUUUGCAAAAUACGCUGUAACGAAAGAAGCAAUUUACUAUCCGGGGCCCAUGAGCACAACACCUGAAAUGCCGACAGCGGCUGACAUGCAACUCGCUGCAGUUAUUGGCUCUGAAGGUGAGAAAUAUUAUGAACAAGUACAUGCACAGUUACAGCAUUGGUUUUGCUACCAGCUUUAG
This is a messenger RNA of Parnassius apollo (apollo), 549 nucleotides long. The record is from the annotation of a GenBank genome assembly. NCBI's taxonomy places the organism in Eukaryota, Metazoa, Arthropoda, Insecta, Lepidoptera, Papilionidae.